AACGCAGCAGUCUGCCUCGGCUGAACGGUGACUGUACACAUUCAAGAUGGCCGCUGCGAUGGACGACGAAUUUGAAGACGCACCUGAUGUGGAGCCUUUAGAACCGACUCUGAAGAACAUAAUCGAACAGAAAUCCCUGAAAUGGAUCUUCGUUGGUGGGAAAGGUGGUGUCGGUAAAACCACCUGCAGCUGUAGUUUGGCCGUCCAGCUGGCUGCCGUCAGAGAGAGCGUCCUCAUCAUAUCCACAGAUCCUGCCCAUAACAUUUCUGAUGCUUUUGAUCAGAAAUUCUCGAAGGUGCCUACUAAAGUUAAGGGCUACGACAACCUCUUUGCAAUGGAGAUUGACCCGAGCCUGGGUGUCGCCGAACUGCCUGACGAAUUCUUCGAGGAGGACAACAUGCUCAGCAUGGGCAAGAAAAUGAUGCAGGAAGCCAUGAGUGCUUUCCCUGGCAUUGACGAGGCCAUGAGCUACGCAGAGGUCAUGAGGCUAGUGAAAGGAAUGAACUUCUCAGUUGUGGUGUUUGACACUGCGCCGACCGGCCACACGCUGCGUCUGCUCAACUUCCCCACCAUCGUGGAGCGAGGGCUGGGUCGCCUCAUGAAAAUUAAGAACCAGAUCAGCCCCUUCAUUUCUCAGAUGUGUAACAUGCUUGGUCUGGGUGACAUGAAUGCAGACCAGCUGGCGUCCAAACUGGAGGAAACUCUACCAGUCAUUCGCUCCGUUAGUGAGCAGUUCAAAGAUCCUGAACAGACGACCUUCAUCUGUGUUUGUAUCGCCGAGUUCCUGUCGCUCUAUGAGACGGAGCGGCUGAUCCAGGAACUGGCCAAGUGUCGCAUCGACACACACAACAUCAUCGUCAACCAGCUGGUUUUCCCCGAAGCAGAGAAACCUUGCAAGAUGUGUGAAGCCCGCCACAAAAUUCAGUCCAAAUAUUUAGACCAGAUGGAGGAUCUUUAUGAAGAUUUCCACAUAGUUAAGUUACCGCUGCUGCCUCAUGAAGUUCGAGGUGCCGACAAGGUCAACACGUUCUCGAAGCAGCUUCUGGAACCAUACAAACCCCCAAACAAGUGAUCUCUCACUUGUCGGACCUCUUCUCAACGUCCCCCUUCCCUCCUGCCCCCCCCCCUUCCCUCCGAGUUUGUAGACAAAACACUUCAACAGUCUGAACGCGACUGCUCCGAGUUUUCCCACCCCACCCCGUCUUAAACUUUGCAGCAACAGCCUCAUAAUGAUCCACUCUGUCCUCUGAAGCAGAACGCUCCUACAUCAACAACACACUCACAUUCCCAAACUGAAGGAGAGCUGAUGAGAACACGCACGCACGCACACACACACACACACACACACACAACCUGCUGUAUUGUGAGAUGAAGCGGUGCGUAUAUGCAGUCUAACUCUUGGUUUAUUCUCUCGUGUUCAUAUCCUUUGUGGCAGUCGUUCUAGUCUUACUGCAUUCAUCUUGGCCUCAACAGAACCGUCCCAUCUCGGGUCAGAGUUCAGCCGCGAUUCUGACCGUUUCCUUUGACAGUUCUGUUUGUUUAAAAGGUUCCAGAUGGUUGAAGUCAACACCUCGGUUUGUCUGUGUGAUUUUGGUGCUUGUGUCUUUUUUUUUUCAGUCAAGGUUUUGACUGAACUUGCAACCAAAUUCACGUCUUGUAUAUUUUUCCAGUUUCAUUGAAGUUCCUACAACUUCAGAGUUAAAUGACAGGUUGUUGGCAAAAAGGAAUAAAAAGAGAAAUGUUACCUUUUUUUGGGGGGUGGGUUCAGUUCUUGAGGGUCAUUUUUAUUCCAAUAAAAGUGCAAGAAUG
Poecilia reticulata (guppy) is the source of this 1809-nucleotide messenger RNA. RefSeq names its product guided entry of tail-anchored proteins factor 3, ATPase (gene get3). Gene Ontology annotation, molecular function: ATP hydrolysis activity; ATP binding. Gene Ontology annotation, cellular component: GET complex. Gene Ontology annotation, biological process: tail-anchored membrane protein insertion into ER membrane. The record is from RefSeq and is a predicted model, not a curated record. NCBI's taxonomy places the organism in Eukaryota, Metazoa, Chordata, Actinopteri, Cyprinodontiformes, Poeciliidae.